Balaenoptera musculus (blue whale) is the source of this 2838-nucleotide messenger RNA. RefSeq names its product nicastrin (gene NCSTN). Gene Ontology annotation, biological process: Notch receptor processing; protein processing. Gene Ontology annotation, cellular component: membrane. NCBI's taxonomy places the organism in Eukaryota, Metazoa, Chordata, Mammalia, Artiodactyla, Balaenopteridae. The coding region runs from base 314 to 2248 and encodes 644 amino acids. The transcript is spliced from 18 exons. The record is from RefSeq and is a predicted model, not a curated record.
CUUCCGCUCAACCGAGACGCAAGAUGGCCACGGAUGGGGGUGGCUGUGUGGCCGACCUGGGAAAUCGGAGUCUCCUUCGCCUUGUGUCUUUCUGCGUCCUACUGGCAGUUUGUCCCAUCAAUAAAGUGAAACUAAGGUUUGUGCAAAGGAAACUCAGUGGAGAAGAAGAUCUACAUCCCCUUAAAUAAAACAGCUCCCUGUGUCCGUCUGCUCAAUGCUACUCAUCAGAUUGGCUGCCAGUCUUCCGUUAGUGGGGACACAGGGGUUAUCCACGUAGUACAGAAGGAAGAAGACCUACAGUGGGUGUUGACCGAUGGCCCUAACCCCCCUUAUGUGGUUCUGCUGGAGGGCACGCUCUUUACCAGGGGGCAGGAUGUCGGGCUGCCUGAUAACCUCCCUGCCUUCGUUCAUGGCAUUGUCACCCUAUUCCAGGAAUCUGAUGGAGAAGAUGAAGGGGAGAACCAGCCGAAUUGCUGGUCUUGCAGUGUCUUUAGCCAAGCCCAGUCCUGCCUCAGGCUUCUCUCCUAGUGUGCAGUGUCCCAAUGAUGGGUUUGGUGUUUACUCCAACUCCUAUGGGCCAGAGUUUGCUCACUGCAGAGAGAUAGCAUGGAACUCCCUGGGUGAUGGCUUGGCUUAUGAGGACUUCAGUUUCCCCAUCUUCCUUCUUGAAGAUGAAAAUGAAACCAAUGUCAUUAAGCAGUGCUACCGCGAUCACAACCUGAGUCAGAACGGCUCAGCGCCGGCCUUCCCACUGUGCGCCAUGCAGCUCUUUUCACACAUGCAUGCUGUCAUCAGCACCGUCACCUGCAUGCGACGCAGCUUCAUCCAGAGCUCCUUCAGCAUCAACCCAGAAAUCGUCUGUGACCCCCUGUCCGACUACAACGUAUGGAGCAUGCUAAAGCCUGUAAAUACCUCUGAGACGUUGGAGCCCGAUGACAAGGUUGUGGUGGCUGCCACCCGGCUGGACAGUCGUUCCUUCUUCUGGAAUGUGGCCCCAGGGGCUGAAAGUGCCGUUGCCUCCUUCGUCACUCAGCUGGCUGCAGCUGAAGCUCUGCAGAAGGCACCCGAUGUGACCGCCCUGCCCCGCAAUGUCAUGUUUGUCUUCUUCCAAGGGGAAACUUUUGACUACAUUGGCAGCUCAAGAAUGGUCUACGAUAUGGAGAACGGCAAGUUUCCUGUGCAGUUAGAGAACAUUGACUCAUUCGUGGAGCUGGGACAGGUGGCCUUAAGAAAUUCACUAGAGCUUUGGAUGCACACAGACCCCAUGUCUCAGAAAAAUGAAACUGUACAGAACCAGGUGGAGGAGCUCCUGACCACCCUGGAGAAGAGCGGUGCUGGCAUCCCUACUGUAGUCCUCAGGAGGCUGAGUCGGUCCCAGCCUCUCCCACCAUCUUCUCUGCAGCGAUUUCUUCGAGCUCGAAACAUCUCUGGCGUUGUUCUUGCUGACCACUCUGCUGUCUUCCAUAACCACUAUUACCAGAGCAUUUACGACACUGCUGAGAACAUUAAUGUGACCUACCCUGAAGGGCAGAGCCCUGAAGAGGACCUGAACUUUGUGACAGACGCUGCCAAGGCUCUGGCAGGUGUGGCCACGGUGCUGGGACGUGCACUGUACCAGCUCGCAGGAGGAACCAACUUCAGCGACACCAUUCAGGCCGAUCCCCAGACGGUUACCCGCCUGCUCUAUGGGUUCCUGGUUAGAGCCAACAACUCGUGGUUCCAGUCUAUCCUCAGGCCGGACCUAAGGUCCUACUUGGGUGACGGGCCUCUUCAGCAUUACAUCGCCGUCUCCAGCCCCACCAACACCACUUACGUUGUACAGUAUGCCUUGGCAAAUUUGACUGGCAAGGUGAUCGACCUUACCCGAGAGCAGUGCCAGGAUCCGAGUAAAGUCCCCACUGAAAACAAGGAUCUGUACGAGUACACUUGGGUUCAGGGCCCUUUGAAUUCCAAUGAGACAGACCGGCUUCCCCGGUGUGUGCGUUCCACGGCACGACUCGCCAGGGCCUUGUCCCCUGCCUUCGAAUUGAAGCAGUGGGGCUCUACUGAAUACUCUACAUGGACUGAGAGCCGCUGGAAAGACAUCCGCGCCCGGAUAUUUCUGAUAGCCAGCAAAGAGCUGGAGUUUGUCACCCUGAUGGUGGGCUUCGGCAUCCUCGUCUUCUCUCUUGUCGUCACCUACUGCAUCAAUGCCAAAGCCGAUGUCCUUUUCAUUGCUCCCCGGGAACCAGGAUCUGUGUCUUACUGAAGAGGACCCCAGCUUUUCCUGCCAGCUCUGCAGUUCACUUCCUAGAUCAUCUGUCCCACUGGGACAUAAACCACUAGUUUGUCACUGGAACCUCUCUGGGCCUGGCUCGGACUGACAUUAACAUAAAGUGGAACUGCCCAAAAGAGACAGUGAGAGAUAAACGAGUUACCUGCCGCCCACAUCUUCCCCUUCCCAUCUCCCCUUCCCCGUGUCUUCUUCCUCACCCCUGCCAAAUCCUGGGAUGACAAAUAGAAGCUUCUUGCUCCUGUUUCAACUCCUAGCUACCUACCCUAACUUUCCCUUCUUCAGGAUCCCUCUUCUCUUUCCGUCCCACCUUAUACCUCCCUCUGCUCCCCGCCCCUCGCCCCCUUCCUGACCAGGAAGGACAUGAAGGGGUGAAUGCCAGGAACAAACUGCAAGGAAGCCCUGAGGAGGACAGGAGCCAUCUGUGGGCUGAGCCUCCUGUCUCCCUCCUGCUGUCCUGUCUCAAGGCCCUUAGAUGGCACAUCAGGGUGGGUGUGCUGCUGGGUGGGUAUCCCACCUCCAGCCCACAGUGCUCAGUUGUAAUUUUUAUUAAGCUGUAAUAUCUA